Adineta steineri is the source of this 993-nucleotide messenger RNA. NCBI's taxonomy places the organism in Eukaryota, Metazoa, Rotifera, Eurotatoria, Adinetida, Adinetidae. The record is from the annotation of a GenBank genome assembly.
AUGUCAUCACCAACUCUGGCAACGAUUCAAACUCAAAUAAUUCUCUAUGCAAAUUCAAUUGUUGUUAUUCUUGGUGAUAUCGGUAAUAUAUUCAUUACUAUAAUUUUUCUUCGACAACACCAAAAUACAUGUUCAAUGUAUUUAAUUAGUGCAGCAAUAUUCAAUACUUUUUAUUUAACAUUUAAUCGUUUAGUACAAAUAUAUCCGUUUUAUUACCGGGAUGGAACAAUACGGGCAUUUUUUCUAUGUAAAAUUCGUUCAUACCUUCCCACUGUUAUUGGACAAAUAGCUAAGACAAUGGUUGUCUUUGCAUGUAUUGAUCGAUAUCUAAUUACAAGUGAACAUGCAAAUUUUCGUGCAUUUAGUACUCCAAAACGUGCCAAAUAUUUUAUACUUUUUUCAAUUAUUUUUUGGACAUUAUUUGCGAGUCAUAUUGCAGUAAUGUCAACAAUCACUAAUGGACUGUGUGUUACAUCUGGUACUUAUUCAACAAUUUUUAGCAUUUUUGUUAUAAUAUUUAUUGGUUCCUUGCCACCUGUUACAAUGGGUAUAUGUGUAUAUUUAACUUAUCGUAAUAUGAAACGAAUACAUGGUCGUAUUCAACCAGUUAUAAACACUAUAAGUGAUGGAAAUAGUAAUAUUCGACAACGAGAUCGAGAUCUAUUAAUUAUUGUCGUUAAUGAAGUAUUUCUUUAUGUUUUAACAGCAUCUCUAUAUCCAUUAAUUCUUGUAGAAACAAUGAUUACUACUUAUACAAUGUCAAAUAAGAGUGCUCUACAUUUACAAAUUGAAACUUUUAUACUUAAUAUUGCAUAUUUAUUACUAUUUGUGAAUAGUGGUGUACCUUUUUAUAUUUAUCUUUUUUUAUCAAAAUCAUUUCGUCGAGAUUUUAAACAAUUAUUCAUAUAUAUCUAUCAGAAACUAACAAGACAAACACAAAUUGUAUCUCUUCGGAGAGCAUCUAGAACAAUUGAAAGAAAUACUCGAGUUUAA